AGCAUCAGUCAAUAUUAUGCUUUUGGAUAAUAAACAUUGAAAUUCAGAGUGCUCUUUAGUUAUUCAACAGAGAUUGAUAUUAUUUCUCCAUUAUGAUAUCAUCUCUUGUGUCAAUAAAUUUGCUGAAGGUACAUCUGAGUGUGACAGCGAAUUUCUGGAUUAUCCUAGACUACUAGAUGAACAUAACACAUUAAUUUUAUACUCGGAUGAGAGAUCAUAACCUUUCCAAAACCCGUCAUCAAACAAUAAAUUACUUGGAUGGAAAUUGACUUUAGAUGAAUGAACAAACUACGCAAUGAAAUUCCUGAUCUUCACAAAUUUAAUUUCUUCAUUGUUUUUGUUGGUCAACUGUGAGCGAAGAAUAUUUGGAGGCAGUAUUACCACUCACGGAGAGUUUCCGUAUCAAGUGAUUGUGCUAUUGAAGAAUCAACAAGUCUGUACAGGUACUAUAAUAGACGAGAAUUGGGUGAUAACGGCUGCACAUUGUGUUAUGGACGGCAGAAGAAUGGCCAGUCCAUCAGAUGUAUCUGUCAAAGCUGGAUUUGUAAGAAGAGCUUUGGGUCCAGGACAUUUGAUGAGAGCUAUAGAUCUAGCCGUGCAUUCAGACUACAGAACACUGACAGGUAAACAGGGAUUGGCUUUGAUUAAGGUGGAAGAGCCAUUUCAGUUCAAUGAGAAGAUUAAGAAAAUCAGUUUAAGUGACGAGCCGUGGCCCCACAGCGAGGGAAGGAUGUGCACCAUAGCCGGGUAUGGCAGUACAGAGAACAACACCAUCAACGAAUUACGGUUCCUACAGGUGAAGGCAUUCCAUGGCAAGAAUAUGUGUCCAUGCACUACACACAAUGACCAACUUGAAAAGCUGAUCUGUUUGGCUCCAAGAAGAGGACAAGGGGCAUGCUUCGGAGAUUCAGGCGGAGGUUUGAUAUGUGAAGGAAAAGUGGAAGGCAUAAUCAAUGUGAUCAUGGACAAGCGCACCUGCAAAUAUUUCGCAGUCGAUAGGUAUACUGAUUGCAGCUCCAAGCAUGUUUAUUCGACUUGCAUGUACGUUUGUCCUGUACUCAACUGGAUAAGGAAGUAUGUUCCGAGUGUUCCACCAACUCCCGAAAGUUGUAAUAAAUGUAACAGAGGAGCACCCUCUGUCAUCGUUCUGCUUAUAUGCUUAUAUAUUGUAGUGAAUGGAUAUUUGCUAUGAAAUUGUUAUUUUGUUUUGUGUCUUCUAGUUCUAAAGUAGUCAAGAAACAAAUACUAUUCUUGAGUAUUCUGAGAAUGUAGAUCACAAGUGAGUUAGAUUAACGUGCUGUUAAUAUAAGAUUCACCAAUAUCAAUUUUGUAAAACAUAAUUUAAUACAUCAAUUAUUGAACAUUGA
Messenger RNA from Nilaparvata lugens (brown planthopper), 1367 nucleotides. RefSeq names its product chymotrypsin-1. Gene Ontology annotation, molecular function: serine-type endopeptidase activity. The record is from RefSeq and is a predicted model, not a curated record. Bases 296 to 1192 code for a protein of 298 amino acids. NCBI's taxonomy places the organism in Eukaryota, Metazoa, Arthropoda, Insecta, Hemiptera, Delphacidae. The transcript is spliced from 2 exons. Gene Ontology annotation, biological process: proteolysis.